Messenger RNA from Cottoperca gobio, 3769 nucleotides. RefSeq names its product interferon alpha/beta receptor 2-like. The transcript is spliced from 8 exons. Gene Ontology annotation, cellular component: plasma membrane. The coding region runs from base 177 to 1628 and encodes 483 amino acids. The record is from RefSeq and is a predicted model, not a curated record. Gene Ontology annotation, biological process: cytokine-mediated signaling pathway. Gene Ontology annotation, molecular function: cytokine receptor activity; protein binding. NCBI's taxonomy places the organism in Eukaryota, Metazoa, Chordata, Actinopteri, Perciformes, Bovichtidae.
CCUAAAGGCACCACAAGCGGCUACUUUUUGUAACGUGGGUUGAACCAUGUCACAGCUGGAUAACAUGGACACUCUUCUCAGUACAGAGUCCAUAUGGAAAGUGAAAGCAGCAGAGUCCAAAGGGUGGUGACUGCAGGAGGGGCUGAUGGCAGCGCAGCAGAAACGCUUUGGCUGACAUGACAGCUCUCCUCUGGAUGCUCGCAUGGCUGCCUCAGGUCCUGCUAGCUGUCAUUGAACUCCCCCAGCCUGUUGUCCUGAACCUGAACUCAAGUCAUUUCAUUCAUAUGCUGGAAUGGGAGCCUGGACCAGGGACACCCACAGGAGUCUACUACCAAGUCACAGUAAACACAGAAAUGGGAACUUCCUGGGUGCCAGUGGUUGGCUGCGAGCAUGUCCAGCACUCACUGGUUUGCAGCCUGACGAAGGCCUUCUCCGACCCAAAACAGGUCUACUUUACCAAGAUUACAGCACUGCUGGAAGCACAGCACUCACAAGCAGGAUUAUUCAACAGUGUCAUCCACGGGGGAUUUCAACCCAUCAAAGACACUCAGCUGGACCUGCCACGUCUGACUGUGACACCAUGUGGCCAAGAUUUGUGUGUGGACCUCCUGCCUCCCAUGGAGCACCUGAAGGAGAUCUAUGAUUCUCUGCAUUACAAACUCAGGGUCAAGAGCAAAAAUGCAGACAGAGCGCAGUUCUCUAAGGACACCAAGUCUCUGAGAAGAGUGAUUCUGAAGGAUCUGGCCUCUGACAGACAGUACUGUGUCUCAGUCUGCUUCUCAGGCAGAGAUUCUCUGGUGCAGAGGGAGUCCAACUACAGCCAACCUGUGUGUGCUUUCACCCCGGCCCACUACACUGCAGACACGUGGAUCUCAGCCUCGUUGUGUUUGUUGGUGAUUUGUGCUGUGGUCGUUGUGGCCCUGCUGGUCUAUACUGGUUUCAUCUGUCUGAAGAGGAGGCCACUGCCAUCAGUCCUGGCAUCCAUUCAGCACAAAGAAGAGCUUCUAGUUGUUUCAUCCCACAAGACGUCCUUGUUGUCUGUCUUGAUUUUUAAACCAACAGCACCCUCUGCAGGUGAAAGGAGGAGCAGCCAAACUUCAGUUGAGAGCGACGAGGAGAGCGUAACGGAGAGCACUGGGUGGAGCAGAGGAGGAGGUUAUAAACUGCAAGUGGGCAAUAACCUCACCUCUUCAUCUUCAUCCACUUUGUCAGCUCCUUUAUCCCUGCAGCCUCAACCGCCGCCAAGCUUCUCCUCAAACCAAACAUUUGACUUCUUCGUUGCCGAGGCUGAACCCUCCAUUUCAACAGAGACACGAUCCGAUGCUGGAUUAAAGGAGCCACUGAGCACACACACAGCCUCACACUCUGAUUCAGAUCCUUGUCCUGCAGACACAGACUGUUUGACUGCAGGGAGGAAGGUGGUGGGAGAGGGGGGCAGCCAGGAUGUAAACCUCCUCACACUAACCUUUGGCCGGCACGGGGAUGGGGAGAAAUCACAUUUUGACACUGCAGGGGAGCCAGAGAUGGACAACACUUCACAAAUUAGGGACACUGAGGAAGUUGCUAUAGAAACUGAUUCCUGCUCUGGUGAUGACGAGGAAGAGCACUCUGGAUAUAAGCGGCGAUGAUGAGCCAUGAACAGAUGUCUUCCAGAACUUAGAGAUCUUGGAGUUUUCCAGCAGGAAGUUACUCAGUUUCAUUUCUUUUUACACUUUCAUAAUGUGUUCACACCAGUGUUACAAGACAGUCCGGGGACCAGACACUGAACACUGACGUUCUCAUCGUUCAUUCUCAUUACACCAUGGAUUCAUUCAGAAUGUCUCCAACAUCUCAGCCCCUGAUUACUUAUUACAAAAUGACAUUACAACAAUUCAUAGAGCCAAUAUGUUUUUGUAGUUUACACACCUCCUUGGGAUAACUUAAGUGAAUCUUUUUUCAAGUUCAUUGUCCAUGUGCUGCAGAAAUGACCCGGCCUAUUAAAUCUGUUUCUACACACUUGGUACAGAUCCCCUACAAAUAAUUGCAGCAUCAUCACUUUAAUAGAUGCAAAAAUGAUCGUUCCCUUCAGUAUGGUGAAGAGUUCAAUACCAGGGCUGCCACCGCGGUGCCCCUGGGCAAGGCACUGUCCCUAUAGUUAGUUCACUGUAAGGAGCAACUGCUAAAUGACCUGUAAUGUCAUUUAAUAUCAGUAAAAUAAUUACAAUUAGAUAUCUUUCCAAACCGUUCAGCUCAUACAAUGCUGCUAUUAUGACAUGUUGUUGACAGCUAUAUUCAUGUUUUCUUGUGUGUGUGUGUGUGUGAGAAAGUUGCCCAUGAACAGAACAGAAGAGCUUAUAUUUCAGUUUACCGCCAGUUAAUAUUGUGAACAUCACAAACGUUGUGGCCUUCAUGGAGCUGACAGGAACAGUGUAUGACCGGUCUGUACUGAGUGUCCUCACAGGAAAACGUAAGAGAGGAUAAAAGUACAAUAACAGGAAUAACAAUGUUACGAGGGCAGUUACAUACAUACAUGCAGAUAAAAGGGCAGUCGACUUACCUCUCACUACCUAAACAACUCUUUGUUUCCAGUCAGAAGAAAAGUGAUUUAUCUAUUUGUUGUUACAGUGCUGCACCCAGGCUGCAUCACAAACACAUCACAAACACCACAGCCUGUUCGACUGAGGCUGGAAAUGUAGGCAAGGGCGUCAUGAUUUGAUCAGCAGCUGGAGGACUACUUGAUACGAGAACACUUGAUACUUUCCUUCCAGUACAUGCAGAGUGUUUCUCCCUGGAACUUGUGGAUUUGGUCGUGAACUUUAUGCAAAAUCCACUGAAAGCACAGUCAAUCAUGUGCUGUGCAUCCCUGGUUGCUUUGCUUUGAUAAUGCUUUGUUUUGCAGGGAGACAAACUUACAUUACAAUUUAGCUAACUAAAGUAGAAGUCGUCCAGGAGAGAGAAGCAGGUACAUGACAACAUUUCAACCAUUGUAUUGUGCUGAAUAUCACUGACUGAUUAUGAAUGUGUGAGAGCGUCUUAAGGCAGAUUUUAACCUCCACAGUUCUCCAACAUGAAAACUAUUUGCCAAAAUAGCUUAAGCAAAAUAGGAGUUUGCUAAAAAGGUCCACAUGAGUACUGUAUUGCUUUUAAAAUGCUUUUAUGUUAUCAAAACAUUUACUCUCUUCAGCUCUGAACUCUGAAUAUGUAGUGACGUUGAGACUAGAGCGGAAACUAUUCGCUGCUUAAUCAAAUUGAAAUCAAAUGAAUCCUCAACAAUCUGUGACAUUUUUGGAAAUAAUUGUCAGGUUGACCGAUAAUGAAAACAUUGUUGCAGCUCUAAUGGUCCGUACAGUGCUGUACGCACCACUAUGACACUCGUCCACAUGGUUUUCUGUGAGAUGAUGGUAGAAAUGAAAACCUGUCGUGUACAAACCAUGUUGGAGUUAUUAGUGAAUGAAUGUUACAUAGUACCUACUGUAUGUGGUUUCAUACAUGCCAGUCUCUUUUUAUUUUGCCAAAUAUUAUUUUCUGAAUGUUCAGUGUACACUCAUAUGGCCAUUGCACUUAUUUGAAGUUACACAUUGCAUCAGGAAGUAUUGCAUGUAUUAUUUCCAAUUUUAUGUCACAAUAUAAUUUUAUGUCACAAUAUAACUAGUUAAUUUCCAUAUUUGACAUUUUUGUAUUUUUAUACUCACUGUAUAAUCUUGUCAUAGUCUAAAGACUCAUUACUCAGCGUUCAGCCAUAAACCUGUACAUUUCACAACUAAUAAUAAAGUUACAUUUCACAUAGCAA